Messenger RNA from Oldenlandia corymbosa var. corymbosa, 726 nucleotides. The record is from the annotation of a GenBank genome assembly. NCBI's taxonomy places the organism in Eukaryota, Viridiplantae, Streptophyta, Magnoliopsida, Gentianales, Rubiaceae.
AUGGAGAAAUCCAUGGUGAUAAGGUCAAUUUAUCGAGCUGCUCGGCGCCGGAGUCUAAGUAUCUCGUCUUCCGGCAGAGGCGCGGCGCCCGCCAUGGGCGUGAAUCACAUCAGGCAUCUCCAUCUCCAUCGGUCCUCCAUUGCCUCGUCCUCUCCCAAGAAACUCGCUUCUGACUUCAUGCCUACUUUGGCAAUGAGAAUUUGGAGUGUUCGUCAAUUUUCUGAAGAUGUAGCUCGUAUGCCUGUCAUAAAGGAUGUAGAGAUUGAAUGUGCAUUUAAGGACUUGAUGGCCACAAGCUGGGAUGAUCUUCCGCCAGCUGUUGUCCAUGAUGUGAAGAAAGCAUUGUCUAAAAGCACAGAUGAUAAAGCAAGCCAGGACGCUUUAGCCAAUGUUUUCCGAGCUGCUGAGGCAGUUGAAGAGUUCACUGGAAUUUUAACCUCUUUGAAGAUGGCAAUUGAUGAUAGCAUUGGAUUGAGUGGCGAGGAUGUAAAGCCAAUGCCGGAAGAAUUUGUUAAAGCACUUGAAACUAUCUAUAACCGCUAUGAAACAUACCUAGAAGCGUUUGGUCCAGAAGAGGUUUACCUGAAGAAGAAAGUAGAGAAUGAGUUGGGCACAAAAAUGAUACAUCUGAAAAUGAGGUGCAGUGGCCUUAAUAAAGAAUGGGGAAAGGUCACAGUUCUUGGGACUUCUGGACUUGCUGGGUCAUAUGUCGAGCAAAGAGCAUAA